AUGGUUCUCAUCAAGAGUCUUCUAUUUGCUGGGCUGGCCACCUUAUCCUUUGCCAAAGGGCCAGGCUCUCCCCCACCAACCUACGACAACUCCGCCGUCCUUGACCUUAUCCCAGACAACUUUGACAAGAUCGCGAUCUCUGGCAAGCCUGCCCUUGUUGAGUUCUUUGCCCCGUGGUGCGGACACUGCAAGACACUUGCUCCUGUGUACGAGCAACUGGCACAAGACUUCGCCUUUGCCAAGGACAAGGUUGUUAUUGCGAAGGUCGAUGCCGAUAGUGAGAAAUCAUUAGGAAAGCGAUUUGGUGUUCAGGGCUUCCCUACAAUCAAAUACUUCGAUGGAAAGAGCAACAAGCCCGAGGACUACAAUGGCGGCAGAGACUUGGAGAGCUUGACGGAGUUCCUUACAAAGAAGACAGGCGUCAAGCCCAAGAAGGCGAAGGCUCCUGCUAGUGCGGUUGACAUGUUGACCGACUCGUCAUUCAAGACGGAAAUUGGUAGUGAUAAGGAUGUUUUGGUUGCUUUCACAGCACCAUGGUGUGGCCACUGCAAGAGCCUUGCACCAAUCUGGGAGAAGGUUGCCCAGGACUUUGCCAACGAGCCUAACGUCGUUAUUGCGAAGGUGGAUGCCGAGGCAGAGAACUCGAAAGCCACAGCCAAAGACCAAGGCGUCUCCUCAUACCCAACAAUCAAGUUCUUCCCCAAGGGUUCCAAGGAGCCUGUGGAAUUCAAUGCUGGACGUACGGAGGUUGAUAUCGUGAAGUACGUCAAUGAGAAGGCUGGAACACACCGUACCCCAGGUGGUGGGCUUGAUGCUACUGCCGGUACUAUUGAGGCUUUGGAUACCCUUGUUCAGAAGUUCACUGGUGGCUCCAGCAUUGCUGAGAUCGCUGCUGAAGCUACCAAGGCUGCAAAGGACUUGAAGGAGGGUGCUCAGUACAAGUAUGCUGAUUACUACGUCAAAGUCUUCGACAAAAUGUCGAAGAGUGACGGAUAUGCCGCCAAGGAGCUGACUCGAUUGGACAACAUCCUCAAGAAGGGUGGUCUUGCUCCAGCGAAGCUUGAUGAGUUCACCAGCAAGACCAACAUCUUGAGGAAAUUCGUCGAGAAGGUCACCGGAGGCAAGUCUGAGCUAUAG
Molecule: messenger RNA, 1137 nt
Organism: Hyaloscypha bicolor E
Lineage: Eukaryota; Fungi; Ascomycota; Leotiomycetes; Helotiales; Hyaloscyphaceae
Product: disulfide isomerase
Exons: 2
Coding region: 1-1137 (378 amino acids)
Biological process (GO): protein folding
Cellular component (GO): endoplasmic reticulum
Molecular function (GO): protein disulfide isomerase activity
Source: RefSeq, a predicted model, not a curated record